Molecule: messenger RNA, 3442 nt
Organism: Aplysia californica (California sea hare)
Lineage: Eukaryota; Metazoa; Mollusca; Gastropoda; Aplysiida; Aplysiidae
Product: V-type proton ATPase 116 kDa subunit a1
Exons: 24
Coding region: 174-2882 (902 amino acids)
Biological process (GO): vacuolar acidification; proton transmembrane transport
Cellular component (GO): vacuolar proton-transporting V-type ATPase, V0 domain; plasma membrane; vacuolar proton-transporting V-type ATPase complex
Molecular function (GO): proton-transporting ATPase activity, rotational mechanism; ATPase binding
Source: RefSeq, a predicted model, not a curated record
UUUCUUUAUCACAUGACAGGAACAAAACUUUCACCUGAUCGACUGAAACUUCGGAGACAAGUUCUGAACACUUCGCCAAGUUUUCAAGCAGGGAUCACCUUGAAGUUCAUGAUAAUUGAGGUUUAGAACGGGUGAAUCGCUGUGUAGCUCAGCUACUACUACAACAGGUCAACAUGGGCUCCUUAUUUCGAAGUGAAGAGAUGAGACUGUGCCAGCUCUUUCUGCAAACAGAAGCUGCGUAUGCUUGUGUUUCAGAGCUGGGUGAGAUCGGGCUGGUACAGUUUAAAGAUUUGAAUGCAAAUGUCAAUGCUUUCCAACGGACAUUUGUAAAUGAAGUGAGGCGGUGUGAAGAGAUGGAAAGAAAACUUCGCUACACCGAGAAAGAGAUCUUAAAAGAGGACUGGAAAAUCCCUGAUUACGGAGAAAAUCCCAAGGCUCCUUUUCCAAAAGAGAUGAAUGAUUUAGAGGUGGAGUUUGAGAAGAUGGACAAUGAGCUUCGCCAGGUGAACACCAACAACGAAGCCAUCAAGCAGAACUACCUUGAGCUGACUGAGUUGAGGGAGGUGCUGACCAAGACCCGUGACUACUUACAAGCUUACGGUCAAGACAUCCAACAGAUUAUGGAUGGAGAUGCACCCGCUCAACCUCCUCAAAACGAAGAAGCUGUGAUUGGCACUUCUAGGGCCCCUCCAGCUGCAGCUCUUGGCUAUCAUGUUGGUACCAUCCUACGUGAGAAAGUCCCAGUGUUUGAGCGAGUGUUGAAGUUUGUGACACACAGCAACGUGUACCUGCGCACUGAGGAAAUAGCCCAGCCUUUGGAGGAUCCCAUCACUGGUGAUAUGCUGAAGAAAAGCAUGUUCAUAAUGUUCUACCAAGGAGACCAGCUGAAGAACAAGUGCAAAAAAGUGUGUGAAGGACUGAGAGGGACUGUCUAUCCUUUACCUGAUGAUCUGGGAAAAAGAGCUGACAUGUUGGUUGGUGUCACCACUAGACUAGCUGACCUGGAAAAUGUUUUAGCUCAGAGCAGAGAUCACAGACUCCGUGUGUUGGAAAAUGCCCGGAAAGAACUUCGCUCUUGGAUCAUCAAGGUUGAGAAGAUCAAGGCUAUCUACCACACAAUGAACAUGUUCAAAGUGCACCAGAACAGCCUUAUUGCCGAGUGCUGGUUUCCUCUACGGGCCAUAGAUGACAUCAGGAAUGCUCUCAGUCUGGGAGAGAAAGUCAGUGGCAGUUCUAUCCCAAGUGUCAUCCAGCCGAUGGACACGCACGAAGCUCCUCCCACGUACUACAAUUCCAACAAGUUUGUGAAGGGCUUCCAGAACAUUGUGGAUGCUUACGGUGUGGGCACAUACCAGGAGGUCAACCCAGCCCCGUACACUUGCAUCACUUUCCCUUUCUUGUUUGCUGUCAUGUUUGGCGAUGCUGGUCAUGGUCUGAUCAUGUUCCUCUUUGGCUUGUGGAUGUGCAUAUCGGAGAAGUCUCUGGCUGCCAAGAAAAUCUCAAAUGAGAUUUGGAACACUUUCUUUGGAGGUCGCUACAUCAUCAUGAUGAUGGGGCUGUUCUCCUUCUACACCGGUAUCAUCUACAACGACGCCUUCUCCAAGUCCUUCAACAUUUUCGGGUCUGAGUGGAAGCCCAAUAUGACGGAGGAGGAGCUGCUCAACAAUGAGCAGAUUGAGUUGGAUCCUGCUAUUUAUCACAUCAACUCCUCGGCCUACUUGGUUGGUGUGGACCCGAUCUGGCAGUCGGCGAAGAACAAGAUCAUGUUUCUGAACUCGUUGAAGAUGAAGAUGGCAAUUGUGCUCGGUGUGAUUCACAUGAUGUUUGGUGUGGUACUGAGCAUCUUCAACCACGUCCAUUUCAAAAGGAAGAUUGACAUCUUGAUCAAAUUCCUGCCGGAAAUGCUGUUCUUGACCUGCUUGUUUGGCUACCUGGUGGCCCUGAUUUUCUACAAGUGGCUGACCUUUGAUGCCGUGACCUCUAUGUGUGCUCCCUCCCUGCUGAUUCAUUUCAUCAACAUGUUCAUGCUGAAGUACACCGACCCAACUCCUGGUAAUCCGUGUGAUUCGAAUAACACUUUUUACGAUGGUCAGCAAGCAAUCCAGACGACCCUGCUUCUGAUUGCCCUUCUGUCGGUGCCAGUGCUGCUGAUCGUGAGGCCAGUGUACCAAGUGUGCGCCGUAAAAAGGGCAAAGAAAGCAAGAGAGGUGUACCGCUCUCAGCAUGAAGAUCCUCUCAUCAGCAAUGAAGUUCUACCAGGAAACCCUCAAAGCUCAGCCAAAGCUGAAGCUAAGGUCUCAGAAAACCCCAGUAGCCCAAGUCCCCAGGACGGCGUGGAGCUGGGGCAAGUGAACCCAGCGUACCAACCUGACAGUGUGGGCAAUGGGAGACCAUUGGAUCCUCCCGCCAACAUUGGAUCUCUGAACUCGGAUGAGGAGGAAAACCUGGGAAUGUCUGAACCGCAUGCGGACCAUGGCGGUCACGAGGACACUGGUGAAAUAGUCAUCGAAGGUGCCAUUGAGACCAUUGAAUUCUGUCUGGGAUGUAUAUCUCACACAGCCUCCUACCUGAGAUUGUGGGCCCUGUCUCUUGCUCACGCUGAACUGUCGGAGGUCCUGUGGAGCAUGGUGCUGCACAUGGGUUUCUCCAUCGGCGGAGAUUACGUUGGUGGGGUCGUUCUCUUCGUCAUCUUCUUCGUCUGGGCCAACCUGACUGUGGCCAUCCUGCUGCUGAUGGAAGGGCUGAGUGCUUUCCUGCAUACCCUGCGUCUGCACUGGGUGGAGUUCCAGUCCAAGUUCUACGACGGAGAUGGCUACCACUUCCAGCCUUUCACCUUCCACAGCAUCCUCACCAUGGAGUCGCUGGAAGAGGCUUCUGCCUAAGGGGAUGUUGUUCCCCAUUUUUAAAAAAAAUCUGUUUAAAUGUAUUUAACCAAAGGUUAUAGUAGCAGCCGAAGACUUCAUCCAUUCCUGGCAAGUGUACCAUGUUUAUCUUGACUGGUUUAUUUGGUGUUUUGGUUGGGGGGUUGUGUUUUUUUCUUUCUAUUUUUUAAAAUCAAAUAUGGCUUUAAGAAACACUUCCAUGUGAAGUUUAUUUUUAUUUUUAUUAUUUCUUUUGUGAAAAAAUGUUUAGCGUAGUGCCUGCGUCAUACUGACAGUGACAGGGAUGUAUAUUUUGAAGGAAUGGUUUUGAAUGAUGAUAAAUUGAGUUGAAUACUGAAAGUAAACCUAGUUUUAGUUUUAUAGGGUUUUUAAUUUUUACUUAAAACUUUCAUUUCAUUAUCCAUGUUUUUUUUUGUUACUGUUUUUUCCCCCAAAAAUUUAUAUUUAUUUCAGUAGUAACUGGAUUUAGAUAUGUGAUGCACAAAUUUUUGAAAUGCUUCCUUAGAAAUGCUGUGUUAAUAAAUUCUGUACAACUAUUUUGUCAUUGAAAAAUUCCAAAA